AUGAUGAUAACCUAUCCAGAGACGGAUGAAGAGACUUCCCUUGUUCGAAUUACCUCAACCAAUGUUCCUCUCGCGCUAAACGCAGAAACCUCUUCGGUUCUGCUAUGGAGAAGCACAAGACAGAAGCGACCGCCUCCACUUCACACCCGGGCUUUAAUUCAUUCGUUCUUACAGUUACUUAUUUUUCUUCUCAUCCUUAUUUAUUCAGUUUUCUCUCUUUUACAUCUCCUGUUCGUCUUUCUUCAUCUUGCUUAUUUUUAUUUUUGGCUUUCUUCUUUCUCUCACGUCUUUCAUUUUUUCCCCCUUUUUUCUUCUAAGUUUUUCUUAUCCUGUACUUUCUCUUUCUUGCUUAUCUUUCUCCUUUUCCUUAUCUCCAUUUCUUUGAUUUGCUCCCUUCUUCACCUUAUUUUAGCCCAUGAAAUCAUUUUAUUGUCUCUUUAUCUGCAUCUUCUUUCCCCCUUCUCUUUUUCCUUCUCUUUCUCCUUUUUUAUUCUCUUACUCCUUUCCUUUUUCUUCUUUAUCUUUCUUUUAUUUCUUCUUCUUAUCCUUAUUCUUUUUAUGCUCGUUAACCGUUUCCCCCCCUUUUUUUUUUCGUUUUCUUUUCUUUGUUUUCAUCUUUUGCAUUUUCUUCUUGAAAUAAAUGCAAUAAAAGAAACUUUUUGGCUUCCAUAUAUUUUAAUCUUCUUCCUUGUCCUAUUUUUUCUAUCUCUUCUUCGUCUUUCUCUUCUUUCUUUGUUUUUAUUUCUUUUCUUCUUUCUCUCUUUUCCUAUCUUUUUGGGCCUGUCUCCUCUUUCGUUUGUCUUGCAUUUUUCUUCUUUCUUAAUAAAUACACUUAUUACUCUCUCCACUCACAUACAUUCUUCUUUUCGUCCUUAUUCACGUCGUUUUACUUUCUUUUUUCACUCCUCUUCCUUUUCUUUUCCGUCUUCUUUUUCUUUCCAGCUUGAUUUUUAUUCGUUACUUUUCACCAUCCUUUUCUUCAUUCUGCGUCCUGUUUUUUUCUUCUCUUUUCUCUUCUUAUCACUAUCCUUAUUCAUCGACUUUUCUCAUUCUUCCAUUCCCAUUUUUUCUUUUUUCCUCCUCUUUUUCCCCAUUCUUUAUUUCUUUACUUAUCACCAUUUUCCCCUUUUUUUUCCUCACCACACUUUCUUUUUCGUUCUCUUUCCCUUCUCACCCUUAUCAGCUUCUUUCUUUUCCUUCUCCUUUUUGUCAUCCAUUUUUAUUCUUCCUUUCUCUUUUUUAUUAUAUCAACAAAACUUUCCUUUCUUAUUGGUCUUUUUAUUUCAUCGUUCUUUUCUUUAUUUUUUCUUUACUCAUAAUUUUUUCAUCUCAUCUUUUUCUUUAUUUUUAUCUCAUUUAAAUUUUUACUACUCAUCUUUUCCUUCUUACAUCGUUUUUUUUUUUUUUUCUUCAUUUAGCCAUUAUUCUUCACUUCCUUCUAUUUUUCUUCUUUCAAUCUUUGUUCCUCCUUUUCCGAUUUGCAAUCCGUUUUUCUUCGUCUUCCUUCUUUUCCGAUUUCCACUUCUUUUUUUUUUUCUUCGUCUUCAUUUUUUUCCAAUUGGCACUUUCUCUUUUCUUCCCUGUCCCUCCUUCCUUUGUCAGCUCAUAUUCAUUCUAUUCUAUUUAUCUAUCUAUCUAUCUAUCUAUCUAUCUAUCUAUCAUGCUGUCUAUCUAUCUAUCUAUCUAUCUAUCUAUCUAUCUAUCUAUCAUGCUGUCUAUCUAUCUAUCUAUCUAUCUAUCUAUCAUGCUGUCUAUCUAUCUAUCUAUCACGCUAUCUAUCUAUCUAUCUAUCUAUAUCUAGAUUGUUAUCUCCCUUUAACUUUCUCUCUCUCUCUCUCUCUCUCUCUCUCUCUGUGGAUCUUCUUUGAUGCACAGCUCAGCCUACCACCGCAACUAUAUUUUUUGCAAGCGGAUGUUCUUGGGUUUGUGGCGGCCAUCUUCUCCUUUGAACACUGUGAAGAUGACUUGGACUGCCGUAGCGGUCGUGUUUGCAAGAAUUUCACAUGUGAGUGUGCUGACGAGGACUACUGCCUGGGUUUGAACAAACCAGUGUGCGGAUCAGAUGGUAUCCUCUACCCAAGUCAUUGUGAACUGCAUCGUGUUGCCUGUACCAUUGAGAAACACAUUAAGGUUGAUACUAAAGGAGUUUGCCUUCAAAAAAUCUCAACAGACACCAAGCCUGUUGUUCCAAAACUCGGCUCUGUCAAAAAAGACAUUGAAGAACUAACCACAACAGCUGCUCCAGUAAAACAGACUCCUCAUAUGGAACCAAUGAAACACUAUGACAUUGAGGUUCAGGCCACAGAUGAGAUGCUUAAGGUGAAAAUCAACAGGGAUUUGUGCAAUAAACAGGAAUAUUUGCAGUUCAAAGAGAAAUUGUUGCACUUCCAUUGUGACCGAUUCCAGGAACCAGACUGCAACCAGGAUACAAAGGAAUGUAAGUAA
Acanthosepion pharaonis is the source of this 2445-nucleotide messenger RNA. Lineage: Eukaryota; Metazoa; Mollusca; Cephalopoda; Sepiida; Sepiidae. The record is from the annotation of a GenBank genome assembly.